Messenger RNA from Malurus melanocephalus (red-backed fairy wren), 8831 nucleotides. Its product is annotated as neural-cadherin-like. The coding region runs from base 66 to 7601 and encodes 2511 amino acids. Gene Ontology annotation, cellular component: cell-cell junction; plasma membrane. NCBI's taxonomy places the organism in Eukaryota, Metazoa, Chordata, Aves, Passeriformes, Maluridae. The record is from RefSeq and is a predicted model, not a curated record. The transcript has 32 exons. Gene Ontology annotation, biological process: homophilic cell-cell adhesion. Gene Ontology annotation, molecular function: calcium ion binding.
AUGAUGACUGGUACCUGUGCCACGUGACACUCCUUGCCCCAGAAGAGGAGAUUCUGUCCUGGGGCAUGUACCCCUACCCGUACCUGGCACGGGUCGAUCCCGAUGCGCGCAAGGGCACCCUCAUCUACCAACUGCUCGCACAUUACAGUGGCCAUGAAAACGCCACUGCUGGGAUAACUUACACACUCAUUGCAGGUGGUGAGGAGCGGUUCCAGGUGGAUAAGGACACUGGCAUUAUCAUGACCACUGGCUUGCCCUUGACGUGGAACAAGGAGUAUGUGGUUACCGUGGAAGCCUCUGAUGAGUACGGCAACAAAAGCCCCUAUGCCUCYGUUUCCAUCCUGGCAGGCUCCAGACCUCCACAGUUCACCAACAUGUCCUACAGUGUGUUUGUCCCUGAAAAUACUCCAGCAGGAGAAAAAGUUGCAGUUGUGGAGGCUGUUUCUUUCCAGAGCCAGCCCCUCUCGUACACUCUGCUGACCAACCCCUCCGGGCUCUUCUGGCUGAGGCAGGAGAGUGGUGAGCUCAGCCUCACCCACCCCGUGGACUAUGAGAGUGAGCACCACCUCUACCAUCUCCUGCUGAAAGCCAUGGAAGUCGAGAGCACUCUCAGCAGYGUGACUGAGGUCAUGGUCCAUAUCACCGAUGAAAACGACUGUUCUCCUGAAUUCCAGCGCUCCAUUUACAGCAGAGAUAACAUUCCUGAAACCAUUCCUGUUGGCACAUCCCUACUGCAAGUGCUUGCAACAGACUGCGACUCUGGCUCCAACUCUGAGAUCUCUUACUUCAUCCAGAGCACUGAUUUUUCCAUCACACGUCACGGGGUCAUCAAUUCUAACCAGAGGCUGAACUUUGAGCGAGCAAACCAUAUGUACGAGUUUGUGGUGAUCGCUGUCGAUAAAGGACAGCCCCCUCGCACAGGGACGGCGUCGGUGCGCAUUCGCAUGGCCAACGUCAACGACGAGGCUCCUGUCUUCUCCCAGCCCAUUUACAGGACUUUCCUUUCCGAAGAUGCUGGUCCCAGCACCUUGGUGGCUACUGUUCGGGCAGAGGACCCUGAUGGAGAUGGGAUACUUUAUCUGAUUACAGGAGGCAAUGAGGAGGGCAACUUUGAACUGGAUAGCCAGAAAGGUAUCAUUAAACUCCGCAGAAACCCACCGCCCCGCCUGAAAGGGCCACAGUACACCCUGAAUGUCACUGCGAUAGAUGACAAUGCCUCGGGGGGACCCACUCCUCUCAGCAGCUUUGCUGAGGUUAUUGUGGGAGUUAAUGACAUUAAUAACAACAAGCCUGUCUUUAGAGAGUGCGCUUACUACAGUGACAGCACCUGGGUUCUGGAGAAUCAGCCUCCAGGCACGCAUGUGCUACAGGUAGAAGCCUAUGAUGCAGACCUCGGCAUCAAUGGAGAGGUGAAGUAUGGGCUCAUGCACCGAGACGGAGCUUCCCUAGGCUUCAGCAUUGACCCAGACACAGGAGUCAUCACCACCACGCAGAGUUUUGACCGGGAGAAGCAGAGGGAGUACACRCUGUCUGUCACUGCGACUGACCAGGCGCAGGAGCCGCUGAUCGGGGUGUGCCAGGUCACCGUGCUCAUUGCUGAUGUCAACGACAACGAUCCCAAAUUUGAGAACAGUCGCUAUCAGUACUUCCUUAGCGAAGACACUCCAGUGGGGACGAGUUUCCUCCGAGUUGCAGCUCACGACAGUGACCAGGGUGUGAAUGCUGCUGUCACAUACUCAAUGUUAGAGCAUCAACAGGAAUACUUCCAGAUCAACCCCAGCACAGGCUGGGUGUACGUGAAUUGCCCACUGCYCCAGACAAUGCGCAUCAGCCGCUAUAUCGUAGCGACAGACGGCGGGAACAGGAGCAGCACCGUGGAGCUGACGGUGACUGUCACCAGUGCACUGAGCCAGCCACCCCAGUGGGAACAGAGCACAUACUGGGUAACCAUCCCUGAAAACACCAUUCGUGACACCAAGAUUGUGACCAUCAAAGCCACAUCCCCUCUUGGUGAUCCCAGGGUUACGUAUAAUCUGGAGGAGGGUCAAGUUCCAGAGACUAACAUGCCAGUUCGUUUCUAUCUGAAGCCAAACCGAGCUGAUGGAUCUGCUUCUCUUCUAGUCGCUGAACCACUUGACUUUGAGACAACUAAGUUUUUCACCCUGACAGUCCGGGCACAAAACGUAGCAAAGACUCCUUUAGCUUCCUUUGCCACUGUUUGUGUGAAUGUAACAGAUGUCAAUGAUAAUGUUCCAUUCUUCAUGUCUUCUAACUACGAGGUGUCUGUGCCAGAAGGAGCUGAUGUUGGCACRUCCGUGGUUCAGGUGUUAGCUAUGGACUUGGACUCUGGCCUACAUGGAGAGGUUCACUACUUAAUAUUGAAAGAUGUUAAUGAGGAUUACCGGUUYUUCACCAUUGAACCUGAGACAGGAAUUAUUUCCACCCAGGCAUCUUUUGACAGAGAGAAAAGAGCCUCUUACUUGAUUGAGGUUCAGUCUCAGGACUCAUCAGAAUCUGCUAGACCKGGUGUUCAGGGGCAGCCCAACACAGACACAGCCUACGUAAGGAUUUUUGUCAGUGAUGUGAAUGACAACGCUCCGGCAUUUCCUCGGUCAGUGUAUGAGGUCAGCAUAGAUGAGGACAGGGAUGUUGGAAGUCYUGUUGUGACAGCAUCAGCAGAUGAUGAAGAUGAGGGUGCAAAUGCCAAACUAAGGUAUCAGAUCACAUCAGGAAAUGUGAAAGGGGUUUUUGAUGUGGAACCUGAGAUUGGAACUGUCUUCAUUGCUCAGCCUCUGGAUUAUGAACAAGAACAACAUUAYGAGCUCCGGCUUGUAGCUUCUGAUGGAAAAUGGGAAAACCACACUCUUAUCAUCAUCAAUGUUGUCAAUAAGAAUGAUGAAGCACCAGUCUUCACUCAGAGUGAAUACCAGGGCAGUGUCUUGGAGGAACUCACAGAUCUGCCUGUACUUGUCCUGAAGGUUUCUGCAACAGAUCCYGACCAAGCAGCAGAUCAAAAUGCCAUUAACUAUUCCCUGCACGGCCAGGGGGCCAGCAGCGAAUUCAGCAUCGAUGAGAACACCGGUGAGAUCAGCGCAAAUAAAAGRCUGGACCGUGAGAAGCGAUCGACGUGGCGCUUUCUCGUUCUUGCCACAGAUGAGGGCGGAGAGGGACUGACUGGCUUUGCUGAUGUGAUCAUAGAAGUGAGGGAUGUGAACGACAAYGCCCCCCUUUUCCUCUGUGUGUUGGAUGGCUGCUUCACGGGCCACAUCCCUGAGGACUCCCCAGCUGACACUCCUAUCAUGGAAAUGACGGCAGUGGACCUCGAUGACCCAAAGGCUGGUAUAAAUGCUGUGCUAACAUACAGUAUCAUUCAGAACGUCAAAAAYGAAAUUAAUUUGAACUUGUUCUCCAUUGAUUCAGUCAGUGGCACCAUCUCUACAGUGCUUGGGUCCYUGGACCGGGAGAAGGAAGACAAGUACCUGGUGGUGGUUGAGGCCAGAGACGGAGGGGGGCUCACUGGGACAGGCACYGCCACUAUUUUGGUGACUGACAUAAAUGAUCAUGCUCCAGUCUUCCUGCAAAGGAUUUAUACAGCAUUUGUCUCUGAGAAUGCGAGUAUUAACACUGAGGUGGUGGUGGUGUCUGCUGUGGACAGAGAUGAGGGRGAAAAUGCCAUGGUAACAUUCAGCAUCCUUGAUGGGGACAAUGACCGCAAGUUCUCCAUAGAGACGGAUGAAGUCAACAACUGUGGGUUUAUCCGGCUACGCAAACGGAUUGACUUUGAGAAGCCUCAUGAGAGGGUAUUCAAUUUGACUGUGAAAGCAGAGGACAUGGAUUUCUUCAGCAUCGCUCACUGUGUGAUCUAUGUGGAGGAUUCGAAUGAUCACGCUCCUGUCUUCUACCCCCAGUUCUAUGAAGUGGCUGCUCUGGCAGAAGAUGUACCAGUUGGCACCAAAGUUAUUCAGGUUUCUGCUGUUGACUUGGAUUCUGGCCUGAAUGGAAGGUUUUCUUUYCACCUGCUAAACAAGUCUGAUCCAAGUGGCCAGUUCUCUUUGGCUAGUGAUGGGUGGCUGAUGGUUGCAGGAUUGCUGGAUCAUGAGAGAGUGACACAGUACCAACUCAUUGUCGUUGCCACUGAUAUGGGGCAGCCCCCUCUGACUGGCAGUGCCACUGUUUUAGUGACUUUGCAGGACGUAAAUGACAAYGGCCCAGAGUUCGAGGCGCAUUAUAACCCAGUGGUCUGGGAAAACACAGCUUCUCCACARGUGGUCCAAAUGAACGAGACCUCCACGCUGCUGUAUGCCAGGGACAGAGACACUGCUGUGAACGGAGCGCCUUUCUCCUUUCGCCUGCUCGGUGACCYCAAUGGCCCGGCCAGCUUCAGCUUGCAGGACCUCCACAAUGGAAGUGCCAUGCUCACCGCACUGCGGACCUUUGACAGGGAAGUGCACAAGGUGUUCUACCUGCCCAUCCUGAUCACAGACAGCGGGAUCCCACCCAUGAGCUCCACCAACACRCUGACCGUCAACAUCGGGGACCAAAAUGACCACCCGCACUCUGCCGGCUACAUGGAAUGUCUCAUUUACAGCUAUGAUGGUAUUCUCCCCACGACUGUACUGGGCCAGGUCAGUGCCCCUGAUGCUGAUGACUGGGAUCACAAAAUCUACCAAUUCGAAGGCAAAACAUCAAGGUACUUUAUCCUUAAUGAUAACUCAGGUUUGCUGACUAUUAAGGAAGGAACCCCACCGGGAACAUACAACAUAAGAGUUAGAGUCAUUGAUGGAGUCUGGCCAGAUGUUAUCUCGACUGUAAAGGUUAUAGUGAAGGAAAUCAGAGAUGAUGCCCUCCAUAAUGCUGGUUCUGUACGAAUAAAAGGUAUCACACCAGAAGAAUUCAUAUCCCAAUCCCCUGAAAAMCAAAGUAAAUACUACCAGAUGAAGAAGCUGCUUUCAGAAAUUAUCUCAGUUCAAYUGGAAAACGUUCAUAUUUUCAGUGUACUGAAUAGCCCAAGUCCAACCCGAGGGGUUGAUGUUUGGUUUGCAGUUUAUGGUCCACCUUAUUAUAAAGCAGAAAAACUAAAUGGCAAUGUAGCAGCUUCCAGAGCAUGGCUGGAAAGCAUUCUGGACAUUAAUAUCACCCAGAUUGGCAUUGAUGAAUGUGUGACUGCAGACUGCACUCACAGCAGCGGCUGCAUCAGUAAGCAUGAACAGAACCAUGUACCAACCAUAACCACAGCUGGAAGCUUUUCACUGGUGUCUGUGACUGUCCUGAGUCAUGCUGUGUGUGGCUGUGCCGCUCGGGAGAAUCCUCAUCUUUCCUGCUCCUCAUACCAGACAAAUCCUUGUCUCAACGGUGGCACAUGUGUGGAUACUGAUUUGGGCUACAGRUGCAAAUGUGCUGCAAAUUUUCAUGGACCAGACUGCCAGCAGACAAAACACAGCUUCAGAGGCCAUGGUUAUGCCUGGUUCCCUCCUCUUCAGCCUUGCUUUGAGAGCCGCAUCUCCUUAGAUUUUAUCACUGAAGUUGUUGAUGGCCUUCUGUUAUACCAUGGACCAGUGGCASAAGGACAGCCUGGAGAACAGGAAAAUUUCCUUGCUUUAGAACUCUGUGGUGGUGUCCCAUCGCUGACCGUGAGCCACAGCUCUGGUGAGCUUUUCCUGCAGCUGUCACAAAAAGUUAAUGUUGCAGAUCGCCGCUGGCACAAUAUUAAAAUUAUAAAUGAUGGAAAGGAAGUGAAGCUGAUUCUUGACCACUGUGUAAAUAUUUCAGUUAGAGACAAUGGCAGYGUCACUAAAAAGAUCUCCCAAAUCAAACUGCUGUAUUUGCAUGCUACUAAUUCUUUCUUUGGUUCCCUUCUCUUCAGCAUGGSUAAGCUCUUCCGUGGCCAUCAGCCCCUGCAGCUGGGUGGAGUUAAGAGGACUUUGCCUUACCGUGACUCACAAAGGCACUUCAGAGGGUUCGUGGGCUGCAUACGCAAYGUCAUUGUUGAUAGCAAGGUCUAUGAUUUAGAGCACCCUGCAGAGUCCCUGAACAGUGUUCCUGGCUGUGCCUUUACAGAUGAAAUGUGUCAGAGUGGUGGGAUGGCCUCCUGUGGCACCCAUGGCAAGUGCAUUAGUGGCUGGGAUUUCUUUCACUGUGACUGUUCCCCAGGAUAUGCUGGAUCAGCAUGUGAAAAAGUUCUUCCGGAAUGGGCUUUUGGAAGGGACAGCUGGAUCCAUUAYGAGCCAAGAAGCAUCCUCAGCACUCGCAGCACUCGGAUCCAGCUGAUGGUGCGCACCCGGAUCUCCCACAGCACCCUUCUCAGCUUGGCCUCUGCAGAUGGGAACGGACACCUCCGGCUGGAGGUGGUUGAGGGUUUCUUUAGYGUUAACUUCAGUUUGGGGGACAAAAAUCACUCUUUGAGGAUGAGGACAUUACGUAUAAACAAUGGCCAGUGGGUUCUUCUGACCAUGGAGCGCUACAACAAUGAAUUCACCCUGCGUGUUAAUGGUGGUGGAGGUGAUCAAGAAGUCACCUCUGUCUUGGGUAUGAAUAGAUGGUUUGAAAUGGAUUGGGCAAGCAUCGUGCUCGGAAACCGCCUUCCCAGUCAUUCAGAGAGUGAUUUCCAAGGUUGUAUGCGUGAUGUCCAGCUGGACGGUCAGCCGCUCCUCGUGGAAGGAAGAAGCACAGAGUAUGGAUUAAUUCUGAGGAGACAAGGAGUCACCAUGGGAUGCCAUUCCAGUGCCUGCAGCAGCCAGCCCUGUUACAGCCCCUUYCUCUGUGUAGACCUGUGGAGAAAAUAUGAAUGCCGGUGCCCAGCUGGGAAAGUAGAAGUGACUGACACCCUUACAGGGCUCAGACACUGCACCUCAUCUGCUUGUGGACCCUGGACYUGUAGGAAUGGGGGUACCUGUGUGGUUCAAUCCCAAGACAAGACUAUCUGCCAGUGCCCCGAAGGUUACAAGGGAAGAUGGUGUGAAAUUAGCCAGGUGAAGGCUGGAAGACCUGUUGGACUCAGCUCUGGCUCUAUUCUGGCAAUCAGCAUGUGCCUCCUUGUCUUCCUAGCACUCUUGGUUUCCUACACAGUGUGGAGUCAGUGGGGAAGUUCAGGGUUUCGGAAAGGAGGAAUUUACCACAUUCCUGAAGAGCGUGAAAGCUGGGAGGAUGUUAGAGAAAAYGUCUUCAAUUAUAAUGAAGAAGGAGGUGGAGAACGUGACCAGAAUGCUUACGAUAUAGAUGAACUGAAGAAACCUCUCCGUAACAUUCCCCACUCCUCCUCGCGAGCAGCUGCUCCACACUCCAGGACACCAACUGGCCCAAAGAGAGACUCACUCCCAAAACAWGCACAUCAAAAACAAUCAAUAUCAGCUGUUACCAGCAUCCCAGACUUCAAGGAAUACGUUUCUCAAAUCMUACGGGAUGCAGACAAUGAUCUAAAGAGUCUUCCAGCUGACACUAUUCAUUUUUACUGCUCGGAAGGGCAAUGCUCUCUAGCAGGGAGCCUUAGUUCGUUAGAUUCCAUCAGUGGUGAUGAAGACCUAAAUUAUGAUUGCCUCCAGGAGUGGGGGUCAAAGUUUGAGAAACUUAAAGAACUCUAUGUGGUCUCAAAUGAAAAUUUGUAGCCAGAGUUAAAGGAACUGGACACAUUGUCAUGACAUAUGGACACUACUUUUAAAAAUACCCUUUUUUAUAUGUAAAUUACAUUAAGUAACUUCUGUGAUGCAACUUUUUAGUUAAAAUAGCAUGAUAUACUCACUUUUCCCAGGAGUGACAUUCUGAAUGAUCUUUUUUAUAUGCACUGUACAAAGUURUUUCAUUACUUAAGUGCAAAGACUUUUAAAGCAUUAAUUUUCUUAAAAACUUUGGAAUGCAGGAUAUCUAUAGCAUAGUAUUAURAUAUCCUUUUUUAUUUGUGUAGACCACAGUGACUUACUAGAAUUAUCCUGGAUGCAAGAACUUGAAUUAUUUUCUCCUUAGUAUGAAUAUGAAACCUAUCAGGUGGGUAACAAGGUGUUGGGCAUUCUUUUUUUUUUUUUAAAGUGAAUUAAUUUUAGACUGUGAAAUAAUUAUUACCAAUGUUAAAUAUAAAACAUUCUAAAUUUCUGGUUUCUUGACAGCUUUURUUGUAUCCUCCUAAACUCUGCUCUUCCAUGUCAUGACAUACACCACCUCACAUGCUGCCCAAAUCUGUGGGACUUUUUCUGUCCGCCCCUUUUUCUAAUUACCUGUAAUGGGGGGAAAACAGUAGAAAGAUCCCAUCUGUGAACAUGACUUUGUGACAAUUUUACAUUCUCAAAGGCAGUUGUGAGACCUGGAAAAAGUUCCUUCUCUGUAAACUUUUAUGUCCAACUUUGCUUUUCACAUGGAAUACUUCUUUGAAGUGUGAAGCUGGAAAAUAGAAGRGCUGAUGGCAGGUGUGAAGACAAGAAAGAAGGGCAUCCAGGCAAAAGCUGGAACUCAAUUCUUUCAAUCAGGAUAGUCAUUGUGAAAACCGGGAUCCUCUAAACAGAAAGCAUGGGAAACCUAGCCUCUAUUCCUUUGCCUCCUCCUACUCCCGUGCUCCAAAAAAUGAUUGGUUUUAGCAUGGAAAAAGGGAAUCAGAAGCUCCUGAAAUCUGACAUUGGCUUGAACACUCACRUUUGUGACCAUGGGUAAAUCACCUUGUUCUCUCCCUUUCUCUCUUAACCUCUCUGAAGUGGGGCAGCUCCCAAUGCAUGGGGUGAUGUGUAGAUAUUAACAGAUGCUUACAGAGUGCUUGUAAGCUCUGAAAUGCCAAGGGUUUUUUAAAUGUUUUCAGCUCAGUGGGGUUUUUUAAUUACCAUGACACUUGACAUUUGUUUUUUAUUAUUGAA